Molecule: messenger RNA, 3654 nt
Organism: Lates calcarifer (barramundi perch)
Lineage: Eukaryota; Metazoa; Chordata; Actinopteri; Centropomidae
Product: ubiquitin-conjugating enzyme E2 H
Exons: 7
Coding region: 95-646 (183 amino acids)
Biological process (GO): ubiquitin-dependent protein catabolic process; protein polyubiquitination
Cellular component (GO): nucleus
Molecular function (GO): ubiquitin conjugating enzyme activity
Source: RefSeq, a predicted model, not a curated record
GGGAAGGCUGCUGAUACAGUCCAUCCAAGCUGAGAGGUCGAGGUAGCCUCGUCGCCGCAGUAUUUUUAGAUCACUUCUUGAAAGGAAUACAAAAAUGUCGUCUCCAAGUCCGGGCAAGAGGCGAAUGGAUACCGACGUGGUGAAACUCAUUGAGAGCAAGCACGAGGUCACCAUCCUCAGUGGACUCAAUGAGUUUGUGGUCAAGUUCCAUGGACCACCUGGAACACCGUAUGAAGGGGGCGUGUGGAAGGUUCGGGUUGACCUGCCAGAUAAAUACCCCUUCAAAUCGCCAUCAAUAGGAUUCAUGAAUAAAAUCUUUCAUCCCAACAUUGAUGAAGCGUCAGGCACUGUGUGUUUAGAUGUCAUCAACCAGACAUGGACAGCUCUCUAUGACCUCACCAACAUCUUUGAGUCGUUCCUCCCUCAGCUGCUCGCCUAUCCCAACCCCAUCGAUCCUCUCAACGGCGAUGCAGCCGCCAUGUACCUGCACCGACCAGAGGAUUAUAAACACAAGAUCAAAGAGUACAUCCAGAAGUACGCCACAGAGGAGGCUCUAAAGGAGCAGGAGGAGGGGGGAGGCGACUCCUCCUCUGAGAGCUCCAUGUCAGACUUUUCGGAGGACGAGGCUCAGGACAUGGAGUUGUAGUGAAGGGGGAGAUCCUGUCCGCUUCACCUCUCACAACUGACUGUCGUUUCCUAAAGAGCAAAAACUCAGUACUAUAUUCAUAUUUAAACAAGACAAUUUUUUACAGCAACACAAGGAUUUUUAUUGCUAUACAAGGAUUUGCAGUAUGAUAUUGCAGAAUAUUAACCCUUACUUAGGAAUUCAUGACCUGUCACCUGUCCCCUUCCCCCUCCUCUUGACCCCGACAGAGCCUGUUCAGAUCAGAAAGGAGUGCAUCAUUCAAUCCCAUGAUCUUUAGCAGCUUCAGUCAAAGCUCUCAUUGCUUGACUGAGUCUAAACUGAGCAGUGAGGCCAGUGCAGGAGGAAGGAGGACGUCAUCAAAACAAGACUGUUUACACUCAGUUUCUUAUUUGGAUCCACAAGUCAAACCUCACCAGCUUUUCUGUUGUAACAUUCUCAGAGUUUUCUUUAGUUUUUUUUAGUUUUUCAACAUUUCAACAUUUUACUGCAUCAUCAGGCAUCUUUUCCUCACCGACAGAGGUCUGCAGGAUGACAAUCCACUAUUUCUGAGCAGUCUCAAUUUCAGAUGAUCGUGGAUCCCCCCCCCCCCCCCCCUUUUUUUUUUUUUAACAUCACCUUUCUGUUUUUUGACUGGUGCCCUGAGGAACUGCCCUUUACAAUCAUCACUUCUGAGGAGCUGAAGAACCAGAAGGCCUCAGGGCAGUUGCGUGUUCAUCGUGUACAGACUGGCGUGGCUGCAGCAGACGGCCUCUGUUGACAGGACUGCCCUCUGUGCAGACCUGCUGACACAUCACACGUCAAACAACCAAUGCAUCAACCAUGACAACGCCGCAGCGUGUGUGUGUGUGUGUGUGUGUGUGUGUGUGUGUGUGUGUGUGUGUGUGUGUGUGUGUGUGUGUGUGUGUGUGUGUGGAUGUGUGGGUGGGUGUCUCUAGGUGUGUGCCUGUGAGCAUGCAUGAAUGUAAUCCAGGGAGAAUCAUGGCAUAUUGAUAACCCAUGUUGUACUGAACCCAGAUGCUCAGCAGAAGUGGAGGAGAAGGUUCAUAAUCCUGAUCCUUCUCGUCUUCAACACCCACCUCCUCCUCCUCCUCCUCCUCCUCCUCUCCGUUUUAGGAAAGUGUUUGUCAUUCUCUGAGUAUCUUUGUAUAUUGUGGCAUGACACAGAAGUUUGUGUAGGGCUUUGUGGAGCUGUAACGCUGUAGACGUGAAGAGAACGCCUGUGUACAGGGCCCUCUGUGAGCCGGGGCGGGGGUUUGGUGGGGAUUAUUUACUUUGCCUAUUGCUUGUGUUGAACUAUAAUAGGUGUUUGACUUGCGUAGGGAUAGUUCGUUUUUUUGCGGGUGGUGAAUUCUAUCAUAAUGUAUGGUUUAAUACUUAUAUAACACACUAGUUUAAAGACUAAUUGUCCUGUAAAGAUGAGGAGAAUUAAUACAUCUUUGUCUGUGGGAUGACUCUUUGUUGAAUCAAAUCCCCCAAAGACAUGUUGCACCCCUGCACCCCUUUCUUAUGCAAAUGUGUCCAUCAAACAUAAUUUACAUUGUCAGACAGAAGUGCUCUUUGUUUCAGCCAUUCAACACUGUCGCGUUUACUUUUGUCAUGCUGUUGAUGGCCUGUUGUUUUUCCAAAAUGGCGGGACCAAAAUGUAAUGGAUCUGCAAGUUUUGCUUUACAUGAACCAAAAAAAGAAGAAGGAAAAAAAAACACCAACAACACACAUAGGAAGUCCUCCUCAGACUGGAUUUGGGGAUAAAGAGUUUACUCUGAUGUUAAGUGAGAAGAUAAAUGUGUAACAUUUCAAAGUGUCAAACUCUUGAGUGGCCAUCUCAGAUUAGUAAAAACUUAAAUUCAGGCACAGAUUUCUUCGUCUUUAGUGGACAGAUCAACAGCUUUUGUCCUGAUUUACCCCCGAGAAGUUGGCGACUGUGUGGAGGAGGUGAACCAGAGAAGUUUACUGUUAAAGUUCAUGAUGGUUCACUGGUCUGUGUGUAAUGCAGGCUUGAAUCCUUGUACAUGUUUGUAACAUGCGCUCAACGCAUAUUGCAGAUCAGUUUGUAUUAUGUGUUAUUUCUGUGAGGAAACAAAAAGUAUCUUACUUCUUCACCAUCAAAAUGGGCUAUUUUUUCCAGUUUGGAGAAAAAAAAAGAUUAUAGGCAAAAAUUGAAUUAAUAUGAUAUCAGGAUCUCUUCCAUGGUGUCUUGAAAAGAGGGUUUACGUUCAUUUGAGAAUAACAUAGGUUAAUAAAAUUACCAUGUCAUAGUUCUUGACAUGGCAUUAAGAAUUUAUUUGUUAAAUAGCCUAGUUAUAACGGCUCUAAUUAGCCUUGGUAACCAAAUAUAUGUUGGUGUAGGUCUUAGAAUAACAUGAUACACAGUCAGUUGUCAUGUGCAACAAAAACAAACCACUGUCCAGCCUUCUUGUAUGUCAUCAUCUGGAUUCAUCAGUGUAUUAUGUUUUUUUUUUAUUAUUAUUAUUAAUGAGACAUAUAUUUGAUGCCUAUAAUUUGUUUAAAUGUUUUUAUUUUUGUCUUUUAAGCCCAAUGUCCAAGACACAAGUCAAGAUAUCCCUGAUUUUUUAAAGGCAAAAAAUGAAUAAAUGUGCUUCCCUUGUAACUUGAAGAAAGUAAAAAUAAACAAAAACAAAAAAUUAAUAUGAGCUAUGUCAGUAUUAUGCCUCUGUGUAUAACACACUGUCAGGUCACCUCAAGAGCUGAGGAAGAACAUGAGUUUGUGUUUUUGCCUUUUGUUUUCAAAAUGUCAGCUUUGAAAACAAAGAUUUGUUUAACUCGUUUAUCUCGUAGGGCUUCAUACCUGUCACAUACAUAAUGAAUUUAAAGUCAUGUCCUGGGGAUAGAUAGUGUCCUGGGGAAAUUAACACUGACUGAAUGAUUCUAACGCCUGUCUCUCCUCUGUCCACUAGAUGGCAGUCCUGUCUGUCUGUUUUGCAGACUGCACAUGUCCAACAAAGUUAGACCAUUUUUAAAAUAAACUUUGUUUUAUGUCUUUCCCUGUU